AAGUUGAUCUCCUGAGAUUCUCAGAUAGCCUCAAAAAGACAAGAGGAAAGUUUGCCUUACUGUUCCUUUCCUGGAAAGAUGCAAAGUGCUCUAGUAGGCUCCUGGCACAGCAAUGGCUUCUAUGGGCACUACAGAGGCCAAUUCAAGAGUGAAAGUGCUCAAGAAUACCGCCUUGCAGCCAAGCCCCAGCCUCCGGCAGUGUUCCUGCAGCGAAGUCAGGAGCCAGCACAGCAACACUUCUUCUCCAAGCAUGACAACCGCACUUCUUUCGACAAAGGCCCCUUCUGUCUACUGCAGGGAAUCGGAAGGCGGAAAGACCUGGAGCGCCUAUGGCAGCGACACACCUUCCUGCGCUGGGCACCCUGUGAACUGGAGUUCCGCCAGCAGCGGCCCCUUGAAUCUUCCUACCAGGCCAAUUUCCAGCCAGGCCCAGGACUCAGUGACCUCCCUCAGCGCCUUGUCCACUUUGUGAAGAUCCAGCCUCCCCAUGCCAGCACCACCUACCAGCAGAACUUCUGCCAGCCAUCCCGGGGUGGCCAUUGUGGCAGCAUCAAUGUGCAACCCCAGACCCCUGUCACCAACACACUGCCUAACCUCCCCGGGAUCCCAAGACCCAAGCUGCUGCAGCAUUAUCUUCAUAGCGGGGUCUCUGAGUGUCUAAACUGGUCCAGAGCAUUAAACAAGAAUGGCUGACA
Molecule: messenger RNA, 695 nt
Organism: Molossus molossus (Pallas's mastiff bat)
Lineage: Eukaryota; Metazoa; Chordata; Mammalia; Chiroptera; Molossidae
Gene: CIMIP7
Product: chromosome unknown C3orf84 homolog
Exons: 4
Coding region: 79-693 (204 amino acids)
Source: RefSeq, a predicted model, not a curated record